CCCAGCUGCAGGUACCCCAGAGGUGUCGAACCGCAGAUUUUUUCCGGUGUGUCGGUGACAUGCUGCCUGCAGGAGCAUCAAGUGCAUCCCGGCUGCAGGUACCCCGGAGAUGUCGUACCACAGAUUUCUUCAGGUGUGUCCGUGACAUGCCGCCUGCAGGAGCAUCAAGUGCGCCCUGGCCGCAGGUACCCCAGAGGUGUCGAACCACAGAUUUCUUCCGGUGUGUCGGUGACAUGCCGCCUGCAGGAGCAUCAAGUGCGCCCUGGCCGCAGGUACCCCAGAGGUGUCGAACCGCAGAUUUCUUCCGGUGUGUCGGUGACGUGCCGCCUGUAGGAGCAUCAAGUGCACCCCAGCCGCAGGUACCCCAGAGGUGUCGAACCGCAGAUUUCUUCCGGUGCGUCAGUGACAUGCUGCCUGUAGGAGCAUCAAGUGCGUCCCGGCCGCAGGUACCCCAGAGGUGUCAAACCGCAGAUUUCUUCAGAAGUUUUUUGCACAUUUUGUGGGAAAAGUGGCUCAACCCUUGGGAGUCAUCCGAGUCCCCAUAUCGAAGAAAUGUCGUACAGGUUGGCCUUUGUCGUGAAUAUUCACGAGAGGAGAUGAACAUCCUGGGUGUCCUCAGUGUGGCCCAAACUGAGCUGCUUCCCCCGGUGCCAGGAAGACGAGCGUCCCCUCGUCUCCGUCUUAGUCUCAGUGGCUCUUGCAUUUCAUGCUUUAGAAUCAAAGGAAAGAAACAGGCUCCGUUCGGUAAAGCAGAGAUGAAGGAGGGGUUUGUCAGUCAGGGUGGGCUGCGUUUUGCUCUUGAAACAAUCCCCAAGUUUCAGUGUCGAAAACCACAGGUGUUUUUUUAUCCUGCCCACAUGUGGAUCACCGAGGGCAGGGGCCAGAAGGAAGAGGGUCAUCUGGCUCACAGCCUUGCACCAGAGGCGUCACGAGAAUCAGGAAAAGUUCUCUCCUCUCAUGCUGAAGAUGGGAGGGAAACCAGAGGCAUUGGUGAGCCCCGAGUCGGCCACGGGUGUGUGGAGGAUCGUGGCUUAGCAGGCCGGGGACAUGCUGUUAAUGGACUUCCUGCUGUGGGGGUGAGGGCUCCGUGCUCCAUCCCUGAUGUCCUGAACACACCUGCCACCUCCCCUGUCCCCUUGGCAGAGACGUGGCCGGUGCUAUCGUGCCUUUCGCUUUUACCUCUGUCUUAAAUCACACAGGACAUUAUGUUGUUUUAUGUAGUCAGAGUUCAUUCGGAUUUACCCGUGCAGAUACCCUGUUCUUUUUCUUGUUCCGUGGGAAUUCCCUGGGAUUUACCCACACAGACACCGGCUGCUUCUCCUUCUUGUUCUGUCCUGCAUUUCUCACCUUCUAAGAGGACCAUUUUCUCUUUGCCUGGAGAACACUCUAGUGUUUUCCAUAGUGUGUGUCUGCUGGUGGCACCCUCUCGUUUGUUUAUCCCAAAAUGGCUUUUUCCACUUUUUUAUUUUGAGACAGAGUUUCAUUCACUCUUGUUGCCCAGGCUGGAGUUGAAGUGGUGCGAUCUUGGCUCACUGCAACCUCCAUCUCCCAGGUUCAGGCGUUUCUCCUGCCUCAGCCUCCCGAGUAGCUGGGAUUACAGGCAUCCGCCACCACGCCAGGCUAAUUCUUGUAUUUUUAGUAGAGACGGGGUUUCACCAUGUGGGCCAGGCUGGUCUUGAACUCCUGACCUCAGGUGAUCCACCCGCCUCGGCCUCCCAAAGGUGCUUCCCCCGCCCCCCCCGCUUUGAUUCUUAAAGGUGAUUUUUGCUAAGAAUGAAACUUUACUUUGCAUUUAUUCGUUCGUGUUUUGGCCCUUUAAAGAUAAUAGUCUCUUGUCUUCUGGAGAGGGUAGCUGCCAGUCUACUUACUACUUUAUUGGAGACAGUCUUUUAAGUUUCCCUGGCUGCUUUUGAGAUUUUAUCUUUAUUUGGUUUUCAGCACUUUUGCUGUGAUAUUCCUAGAACAAGUUCCCUUUGUGUUUAUCUGACUUGGGGCUCUAGGGUUCAUACUUGUUUCAUAAGCUGUAUUUUCUGUCGAUGUUUUGUUCACUUUAGAAAAAUUCCUAGCCAUGGUCUCUUUGAACAUUGCUUACUGGCCUCUCCUCUCCUUUUGGGACUCUCAUCACCCACAUCUCGUCUGGAUCACUGCACUUAAUUCUUUAACGCCUCUUACACUCUCUCCUCUGGUUUCGUCUGAUUCAGUUUGGACAUUUUUUUUUCUUUUUUUUUUUUUUUUUUGAGUUUUUGAGUUGGAGUCUUGCUCUGUCGCCAGGCUGGAGUGCGGUGGCACAAUCUCAGCUCACUGCAACCUCCGCCUCCCGGGAUUAAGCGGUUCUCCUGCCUCAGCCUCUGGAGUAGCUGGGACUACAGGCACGUGCCACCACACCCAGCUAAUUUUUGUAUUUUUUGUAGAGAUGGGGUUUCACCACGUUGGCCAGGCUGGUCUCGAUCUCUUGACCUUGUGAUCUGCUCACCUUGGCCUCCCAAAGUGCUGGGAUGACAGGAACAUUUUCUUUGAUUUAAAUUUCACUGUCACAAAUUCUUUCAGGUGUGCCUUACCUGCCGUUAAACGCAUCCUUGAAUUUUUUUAUUUUUCAGAACUUCUACUUUUUAUAGUUUUCAUAUUCUUAGUUUUCAUUUUUUUCACAUCCUGGAAUAUAUUAAGCAUGGUUUAAAAUCUUUGUUUAAUGUCAUCAUCUGGAGCCUCCGUGGCUCUGUUUCUGAAGGACGGUAUAUCAUACAUGAAAAGCAUCUCCACCAAGCCACAGGAACAAAACAUUACAGAAAUGCUUUGAGGCCUGGAAUGUUCUCCUCUCCCUGAGAGACUUGACGUUGGCUCUUGACGGGAGGUGGGUGCUGGCCAUCAGGGUCACCUCCGUCGGGUUUCGGGACGUGAGAGAGGUCAGUGCUGCGCUGGCCCAUGUUUUACACCUAUUUCUAGGUGUGUCCUCCGGGUUAGAACCUGGACUCCCGUUCUCCUGCUAGCUGGAGAUGCUCCUGGAUGCACUGUUGGGGGUUUCUGGUUCUUGUGGCACCCCCUGGAGUCAGCCAUGAGCCAGGGAGAGUUGGCCCCCGCUGCUCCGUCCCCCUCAGGUCUUCGUGAGCUCUCUGGUGACUGCAGGCACUUCCUGCGUGUUUUCAUUUUGUCUGGCUUUUAAAAAUGUGUUAGUGGAGGGUUGGUUCGUGUUAUCUAGUCUGUUAGUUUUUUAAAAAUAUUCUUCAUUUUGAAAUAAUUAUAGACUUACAGGAAGUUAUGAGAUUAGUAAUCUGUGCUUCCCACGCUUCCUCCGCGGUGACUCCGGGUACGACAGUGUUGGACCCGGGACCGUGGUGUCGAGGCCCCGCCUCUAACUGGACUGCAGGCCUGUGCGGUUUCGCGGCUUCGUGUGUGUGGAGUGGCCAUGUGUGUCUAGUUUCAUGCGGAUUGGUGCCCUGUGUAGAUUUCUGUAACUGACUCGACACUCAAUCAGAAACCUGCGUCCUGCCCUUUGCGUUCUCACCCUGCCCCCCUGCCGCCAGUCUGUCCCUUCUAGAACAUGCCAUGAUUGACUCGUAUGGUCGUGGCAUUUUGAGGUGGGCAUUUUCUGUGAGCCUGGUGCCCUGAGACCCCAUCCAGCUGUCCAUGUGUUCACAGUUUGUGCCUUCCUAGCCCACGGUUGGGUUUUACCAGAGCGCAUUCAACCAGCACUCAGUAAAGUACACCGGGGCUAUUUCUAUCUGUUGCUGUUGUGAACAAGGUUGCCAGGAAAUUCCUGUGCGAGAUGUGGGUACAAACCUUUUCAUGUCUACCUCUAAGUCCCGUGUGCUCUUUCGUGAGAGGCUGACACCCUGCUCAUUCCACCGCUGAGCCCCGUGUGCCGUUUCGUGAGAGGCUGACGCCCCGCUUAUUCCACCGCUGAGCCCCGUGUGCCGUUUCGUGAGAGGCUGACGCCCCGCUCAUUCCACCGCUGAGCCCCGCGUGCCGUUUUUAACUUGAUUAUAAAAUACAUUUAAAGUUCACAUGCAGGGUGCAUCUCCAAGAAAAUUAUUUUAAAAACUAGUUAGGACUUCCAUUUCCCAGUCCUUAAAACACGUCAGAGUAGUACUGUGUUCAGAGCUGAAAGGAUUCACACUGUGACAAAGGUGUGGUUUUGGUGAAAAGGGGAACGCAUUGAGCGAGCGAUGGUGUUACAGGUUCCCACAUGCAAGAAUGUAAAAUCGUAUCUAAAACUAAAUGUGAGAGUAACUAAAAACUUACGCAUAAAAACUACCAUCAUAAAAAUCCUUGAAGAAAUUUUGGGAGACGUUGUAGGACAAUGUCAGUCUCUGAAGAAAACUUCUUAGUUUAGAAAUUUUCAAAUCUGCACAGAAGUAAAGAGAAAUAGUUUACGGGGCCCAGAGUCUCGCCCGGCGUCCCUGAGCACAGACCCUUGUUUUGUCUUCCCAGUGCUUCCUUUCUCCUCCCUCCCCUGAGUGUAAAGCAGACCCUGAAUGUCAGGUCCCAGCAGACCCUCGCUGGGUUUUUCUAACUGGUGGUGAGAACUGGUUUUCUGGGGUUUUUUCUUUCUUUUUGUUUCCCCCCUCUUGGCAUAUAAUCCCCAGCUAACAGAUUUUAUAAUAAUAAUUCCACGAGGCAGAAACAAAAGGAGAUGAUUAUGUUGGGCCUUAUAUUGAAGAAUAGACCAUGUAUAGGUUGGUAGGGAAAAUAGAGAUUCAGAGUAAACGUCUGUACUGCAGUCGAAAGGUAAAAAGUUAAUUAGUGUACAAAGACUAAAUUGUAAAAUUGCCUGUGACGAGGUAAAGGAUCCAGUAUGAAAUGGGGCAGAGCAGACGUGUGGGCAUUUCAUGCAGGAGAGGAGCAGACCCACGUGGCCGCAGACGGUGAGGGUGCCGGCCUCACCUCGGAGGCAAGGAAGUACCAGGUUACUUCGCAUUGAGGGGACCGUUAUCCUCUUUCUAGUCGGCCACGGUUGGCGCUGAAGAAUCUUGGUGCUGACAGACCAGAGCAGGGUCUCUCGUGGACCAGGAGUUGUCCGGUCUGUUCAGUUUGCUGAGUGGCAGUAUCUGUGACGAUGGGAAGUGUGUGUGGUCCCUGCAGGUGCGCCG
Molecule: messenger RNA, 5084 nt
Organism: Symphalangus syndactylus (siamang)
Lineage: Eukaryota; Metazoa; Chordata; Mammalia; Primates; Hylobatidae
Source: RefSeq, a predicted model, not a curated record